AUUAAAUUUACUAAAUUGAAGUGUAUAAAACAAUUUUGACGACAGCAAUUAAAAUUCGGAAAUAUGGUACCAUAGAGUAUUGCCUAUCUAAUACAAAGCAACACUUUUUUGUAAAAAAUUUCCCAACGGUUAACAAUUCUUCUAAGGGAAAUUAAAAUCAAGCGCGUAUUAACGCGCCGGUAUAAAUUUUGUUAUUAUUAGACUGUAUACAUAAAAGUUUAAACAUAAAUAUUUACGAUCAAUGCCGAGACCACAAAAGCAGAAAAAAGAUGGAGGAGUUGCUGUUAAAAAACCAGCCGCUAAGCGGAACAAAUUAUAUGCCAUGCCAGAAAGUAUUGCAGAAGGAACUGAGCUCACAGAUUUAACAAAGACGAGAUGGUGUAUAGGAAAGUCGAUUGGGACUGGCGGAUUCGGUGAGAUAUACACCGCCGCUAAAGUUGGAGAAACAAACUAUGACUACGUAAUUAAAUGUGAACCUCACGAAAAUGGGCCCCUUUUCGUUGAAAUGCACUUUUAUAUGCGCAAUGCCAAGUUGGAAGAUUUACAAAAAUAUAAGCGGACACAUGGUUUAAAAAAUUUAGGUAUGCCUUACAUGCUUGGAAAUGGUUCAGAGGAAUUGAAUGGCAUAAAACAUCGAUUUAUUGUUAUACCACGAUAUGGCAGUGAUAUAGAAAAACAUAUUAAAGCGAAUGGAGGUCGAUUGCCAGAAGGCACAAUAUAUCGCAUUGCUUUACAAAUGCUUGAUGUUUACGAAUUUGUGCAUACGUGUGGUUACAUACAUGCUGACUUAAAAGCCCCUAAUAUAUUAUUAGGAUAUGGUAAAAAUGGAAAUUCUCAAGCUUAUUUGCUAGACUAUGGUUUAGCAUCUCGAUUUACUACGAAAGAGUUUAAACCAGAUCCAAAAAAAAUGCAUAAUGGCACUAUUGAAUAUACAUCCCGUGAUGCUCAUCAAGGUGUUGCAACAAUGCGUUCUGACUUAGAAAUUUUAGGAUAUAAUUUGAUAGAAUGGAUGGGCGCUAAGUUGCCAUGGGUGCAGGAUAAACUGUUAGCUGCUCCAGCUAAGGUACAAAAAUCUAAAGAAGAUUUUUUUUUAAAUUUGGAUAAAAGUUUAAGUAAACUAUUUCCUAAAGGAGUGUCAGUUCCCAUUGCUGAAUAUAUGAAAAAUGUUUGCAAAAUGGAGUAUAAUGAUAGGCCGGAUUAUGACAAAUUCCGUAAAAUAUUCUUGAAUGGUCUGAAAACAUUAAAAAUUUCAAAUCAAGGAGAUUUGGAGUUUAACUUGAAAACUACCACGAGUAAGAAUGAAAAGCAAACAGCAGGCAAAUCACGCAAAAAUAAUCGGAAAGAUGACUCAACAAUAUUAAAUACAACUGAUGAUGUCGACUAUGCUAGUGAAGACGACGAUACUGAUGUCAUAUUUGUGAAGAAAAAAAAUCCAGUAAAAGUUGCACCAACUGCAAAAGAAUUAAAAACUAUAAAUAUAAAAAGUGGAAAAGAAGCACCAACAAACAUAUUGCCAAGAAAAAGAAAUUUAACACCUUCUCCAUCCAAACACAAAAUAUCACCAAAAAAUGUAAAUACCAACACAGCAAGAAGGUAUUCUCCUAAUAAUAAGAGAACUAUUAUUUCAACACGAAACACACCAAACAGCAGUUUUAGUGAUUCCCCUAUAAGUGUGCCUUCACGUACACCGACUCCAAGAAAACCAAUACACCACAUUCCAACUGCUGGUACAAGUAAUGGUCAAAGCAGUUCUUUACGUCCUAAAGGGUCAACACCGAUAUCAGCGCGCGCUAAUAUUAAUUUAAGUCCUGCAAUUUCAAUGACACGUUCAUCUGCUCGUCCCGGUAAAACAAUAAUUAAUGAUAAUUUAACGCCCAAUAUAAAAAGCAGUAAAACAUAUGAAUUUAAUUUUGAACUUGAUGUUAGUGUUGAUGCUAAUGUUGUAGUUAAUGUCAAACGCAAGAAAAAAGGUAUUAAAACCGAAUCCACAAGCACACCAAGGACGAACAGUGACCCUUUGAAGGCAUCUGAGGGGUCUGAUUCUCCAGCAACUCGUGUUAAAAUACGUAAACUAGCUGACGAUGGUGGCAGUCCUCGGACGCCAGUUGUAAUGUUGAAAAAAUCGAAGCGCGUUGUUUCGCCUCGUUAGGCAUUUAUUUAUUGAAUUUCCGAAAUAUAUGACCAUUUAGGCUUAAAUAAGAUAGAAAGCAUUAUAAUGAUCACAUUUGCGUGCGAAAUUACUAUUUGUUUUCAGUGUUAUAUUUAAUAAUUUUUUUACUUGUUAUUAAUAAAUUUAUUGAAGUUUGUAUAAAGAAUUGGAAGUUUAGAAAUGGCUUUCGAUC
Molecule: messenger RNA, 2342 nt
Organism: Teleopsis dalmanni
Lineage: Eukaryota; Metazoa; Arthropoda; Insecta; Diptera; Diopsidae
Product: nucleosomal histone kinase 1-like
Exons: 4
Coding region: 242-2149 (635 amino acids)
Biological process (GO): signal transduction; peptidyl-serine phosphorylation
Cellular component (GO): cytoplasm; nucleus
Molecular function (GO): ATP binding; protein serine/threonine kinase activity
Source: RefSeq, a predicted model, not a curated record